CCGCCGCUUCUUGAUUUCAUCGUUGUCUAUUAAUAAAUCCGUUACAUUGAAGCCUGUAGAAGUUUAGUCAGCGCCGAGCCGUGGAGCCUUCAGCACUGUAAUUGUACAAUGGCGCAAUUUUCUUCAAAGUGUCUUAUUUCAUGUUCCAGUCGAGAGAUGGGGUUAAUUUACAAACGAUGUUUUGAAAAUGGACCACGAGAUGGAGCUUCGGGUGCAAUUCAAGAUGACGCAUGCACUAAGAAUCGUGCUCACGACAUCGAUGGUGCGCCGUUUGCUGGAUGCUGUCAACGAUCUUUACUUAGAAAUAAUGCAGUCAGUCGAAGAGUGUGGAAGGCGGAGGCGAGGGCGAGGCUUGGGUACAGGGGUCGGUGAAGCCGGGGCGGGUAGCGGCCGCAGGCGUAGGGGGCGCGAGGGCGCGCUCCCCUCCACUGGGGCCGUGUGCAACGCGCGUAUAGACUACGGCGGCGCGCUGCCCUCGCUCAUCAUUCGACCUCCGCGCAUCGCAGUCUAGGCACCAACGCCCUGCACUGUUAACGCGACCGGGAGCACGACUCUCGUACCGACUCGA
Papilio xuthus (Asian swallowtail) is the source of this 568-nucleotide messenger RNA. RefSeq lists its product as uncharacterized. The transcript is spliced from 3 exons. Lineage: Eukaryota; Metazoa; Arthropoda; Insecta; Lepidoptera; Papilionidae. The coding region runs from base 188 to 511 and encodes 107 amino acids. The record is from RefSeq and is a predicted model, not a curated record.